This is a messenger RNA of Sorex fumeus (smoky shrew), 8155 nucleotides long. It is a transcript of the gene BRWD1, whose product is annotated as bromodomain and WD repeat domain containing 1. The transcript has 41 exons. Gene Ontology annotation, molecular function: protein binding. Gene Ontology annotation, cellular component: nucleus. The coding region runs from base 32 to 6769 and encodes 2245 amino acids. Gene Ontology annotation, biological process: regulation of cell shape; regulation of transcription by RNA polymerase II; cytoskeleton organization. The record is from RefSeq and is a predicted model, not a curated record. NCBI's taxonomy places the organism in Eukaryota, Metazoa, Chordata, Mammalia, Eulipotyphla, Soricidae.
CCCCCACGCUCGGCUCGCCCCGCGCUCGGCCAUGGCGGAGCCCGCGCCCGCCCGGCGCCCGGUGCCCCUCGUCGAGUCGGAGCUCUACUUCCUCAUCGCCCGCUACCUGUCGGCCGGCCCGUGCCGCAGAGCCGCGCAGGUGCUGGUGCAGGAGCUGGAGCAGUACCAGCUGCUGCCCAAGAGGCUGGACUGGGAGGGCCACGAGCACAGCAGGACCUACGAGGAAUUGGUCUUAUCCAAUAAACAUGUGGCUCCUGAUCAUCUUUUGCAAAUCUGCCAGCGCAUCGGUCCCAUGUUGGAUAAAGAAAUUCCACCCAGUAUUUCAAGAGUCACUUCUUUACUUGGUGCAGGAAGGCAGUCUUUGCUACGUACAGCAAAAGACUGCAGGCACACAGUGUGGAAGGGCUCUGCCUUUGCUGCUCUUCACAGAGGAAGACCCCCCGAAAUGCCGGUGAAUUAUGGUUCCCCACCCAGCCUUGUGGAGAUCCAUCGAGGGAAACAGCUCACAGGGUGUUCCACUUUUAGCACAGCGUUUCCAGGAACUAUGUAUCAGCACAUAAAAAUGCACAGAAGGAUUCUCGGUCACCUGUCUGCUGUUUACUGUGUAGCAUUUGAUAGGACAGGACAUAGAAUCUUUACAGGUUCGGAUGACUGUUUGGUGAAGAUUUGGUCAACGCACAAUGGCCGCCUGCUAUCUACGUUACGAGGUCAUUCUGCUGAAAUUUCAGACAUGGCGGUCAACUAUGAGAACACGAUGAUUGCUGCAGGGAGCUGUGAUAAAAUCAUUCGCGUGUGGUGCUUAAGGACGUGUGCCCCCGUGGCUGUGCUCCAGGGCCACACAGGCUCCAUCACGUCUCUCCAGUUCAGCCCUAUGGCCAAAGGGCCCCAAAGAUACAUGGUCUCCACUGGUGCUGAUGGGACCGUGUGUUUCUGGCAGUGGGAUCUGGAGUCCCUCAAGUUCAGCCCACGUCCCCUGAAGUUCACUGAAAAGCCCAGACCAGGUGUUCAGAUGCUUUGCUCUUCUUUCAGUGUUGGUGGUAUGUUUUUAGCUACAGGGAGUACUGAUCACGUAAUCAGGAUGUAUUUUUUGGGUUUUGAAGCACCUGAAAAAGUUGCAGAACUUGAAAGCCACACUGAUAAAGUUGAUAGUAUUCAAUUUUGUAACAAUGGUGAUCGGUUCUUAAGUGGUAGCAGAGAUGGAACGGCACGGAUUUGGAGAUUUGAGCAGCUAGAAUGGAGAAGCAUUUUGUUGGAUAUGGCCACCAAAAUCUCAGGGGAUUUAUCUUCCGAAGAGGAGAAGUUUAUGAAACCCAAGGUAACCAUGAUAGCUUGGAAUCAGAAUGAUAGCAUUGUGGUUACUGCCGUGAAUGACCAUGUCCUCAAAGUGUGGAACUCCUAUACUGGACAGCUGCUUCAUAACUUACUGGGACAUGCUGAUGAAGUAUUUGUUUUGGAGACCCAUCCCUUUGAUUCCAGAAUUAUGUUAUCUGCAGGACAUGAUGGCAGCAUAUUUAUUUGGGAUAUUACAAAAGGCACCAAGAUGAAACAUUAUUUUAACAUGAUCGAAGGACAAGGCCAUGGAGCUGUGUUUGACUGUAAGUUCUCACAGGAUGGACAACAUUUUGCCUGUACAGAUUCUCACGGCCAUCUUCUCAUAUUUGGUUUUGGAUGCAGCAAGCCAUAUGAAAAGAUUCCUGAUCAGAUGUUCUUCCAUACCGAUUAUCGGCCACUGAUUAGAGACUCGAAUAAUUAUGUCUUAGAUGAGCAAACUCAGCAGGCGCCUCAUCUCAUGCCCCCACCAUUUUUGGUCGACGUUGAUGGGAAUCCUCAUCCAACGAAGUAUCAGAGAUUAGUACCAGGCCGAGAAAAUUCUGCUGAUGAACAUUUGGUUCCACAACUUGGUUAUGUGGCAACAAGUGAUGGGGAGGUAAUUGAACAAAUUAUCAGCCUCCAAACCCAUGAUAAUGGGGAACGAAGCCCAGAGCCCAGUGUCCUGGACGGAAUGAUACGACAGUUGCAGCUGCAGCAAGACCAGCGACUGGGGACUGCUCAGGAGGCUGUGCCCAGUGGGCUUCCUGACGGCGAAGGGACUCCGCGGAGAGGUUUUAGACGACUGAGCUUGGACAUCCAGUCCCCUCCGAAUAUCGGUCUGCGCCGUAGCGGGCAGGUGGAAGGCGUCCGUCAGAUGCACCAGAACGCGCCCCGGAGCCAGAUUGCCACUGAGCGGGACCUUCAGGCCUGGAAGCGAAGAGUGGUUGUCCCAGAGGUACCACUAGGCAUAUUUAGGAAGCUAGAAGAUUUCAGAAUCGAGAAAGGUGAGGAGGAAAGAAAUCUUUAUAUCAUCGGAAGGAAAAGGAAGACUUUCCAGCUUGCACAGAAGUCUGUUCCGGUGGUUCUGAUGUCACAGUCUCGGCAGAGGACGUGUCGACGUAAAUAUACAAAUUACGGGAGAAGAAAUCUUGGACGACUCGAGUUGUCUUCUGAAAAUGAAUCUUCAAGCUCUGUACGACAUGAGACGUCUUGUGAUCAGAGUGAAGGCUCUUGUUCUUCCGAAGAAGAAGAGUGGAAAAGUGAUAGAAGAAGUCCAAGUGACAGCGAAAGUUCCAGUGAUUCUUCUUCCCGAUACUCCGAUUGGACGGCUGACGCAGGCAUCAAUUUGCAGCCUCCCUUACGGACUUCCUCGCGCCGACGAGUGACUCGAUUCUGUAGCAGUUCAGAAGAUGAAAUGUCGACUGAGAAUUUGUCUCCUCCCAAAAGAAGACGGAAGAGGAAGAAAGGAAAUAAGCCCAAAAAAGAGAAUUUGAGGAGAAUGUCUCCUGCAGAAUUUUCAAAUACGGAGCAUUUGUACGAGUUUCAUCCUCCAAUUUGGAUAACAGAUACCACACUUCGAAAGUCUCCUUUUGUUCCUCAAAUGGGGGAUGAGGUAAUAUAUUUUCGACAGGGUCAUGAAGCUUAUAUUGAUGCAGUUAGAAAAAAUAAGACUUACGAACUGAACCCUAAUAAGGAACCUUGGAGAAAAAUGGAUCUUAGGGAUCAAGAGUUGGUCAAAAUAGUUGGAAUUCGAUAUGAGGUUGGUCCCCCUACACUCUGUUGCCUCAAACUAGCGUUCAUAGACCCAGCAACUGGAAAACUUGGGGACAAGUCUUUCUCCAUUAGGUACCAUGACAUGCCAGAUGUCAUUGACUUUCUUGUGUUGCGACAGUUUUAUGAUGAAGCAAGACAGAGAAAUUGGAAGCCUAGCGACAGGUUCCGCUCCAUCAUCGAUGACGCGUGGUGGUUUGGAACGGUGCUGCGGCAGGAGCCGUUCCAGUCGCAGUACCCCGACAGUCACUUCCAGUGUUACGUGGUGAGUUGGGACAAUACUGAAACAGAAAAACUGAGCCCGUGGGACAUGGAACCAAUUCCUGAUAAUGUUGAACCUCCUGAAGAAGUAGGAGCUAGUAUAUCUGUCACUUCAGAUGAGCUAGAGAAAUUGCUCUACAAGCCACAGGAUGGUGAAUGGGGGCUGAAAUCGAGAGAUGAAGAAUGUGAGCGGAUCAUAAGUGGUAUCGAUCAGCUUUUGAACAUGGAUAUAGCAGCAGCAUUUGCAGGACCAGUCGAUCUCUGUACGUACCCAAAGUACUGUACGGUAGUCGCCUACCCGACUGACCUCUACACCAUUCGAAUGAGACUUGUGAAUCGCUUUUACAGGAGAUUAUCUGCAUUAGUCUGGGAAGUCAGAUACAUAGAACAUAAUGCCAGGACAUUCAAUGAACCUGGGAGUGUUAUUGCAAGGUCAGCUAAGAAGAUAACUGAUCAACUUUUAAAAUUUAUCAAGAAUCAAGAUUGUACAAACAUCUCAGAACUUUCUAACACCUCUGAAAAUGAUGAGCAAAAUGCUGAGGACUUGGAUGACAGUGAUCUCCCUAAAACAUCUUCUGGAAGAAGGAGAGUCCGUGAUUGGAAUAGAAGAAACAUCAAAGCAUCCAACUAUAUUGAAAAUAACUGGAAGAGACAGUGUAAGGAACUUGUGAACUUAAUAUUUCAGUGCGAAGAUUCCGAACCAUUUAGACAACCUGUUGAUUUGGUUGAAUAUCCAGACUAUCGAGAUAUCAUAGAUACUCCAAUGGAUUUUGGAACAGUACGGGAAACUUUAGAAGCCGGAAAUUACGACAGCCCCUUGGAGUUUUGCAAAGAUAUUAGGUUGAUAUUUACCAACGCGAAAGCAUAUACACCAAACAAAAGAUCAAAGAUUUACAGUAUGACCUUGAGAUUGUCUGCCUUAUUUGAAGAAAAAAUGAAGAAAAUCUCUUAUGAUUUUAAAAUUGGUCAAAAAUUCAAUGAAAAACUUCGAAGAAGCCAGAGGUUCAAGAGAAGACAAAAUUGUAACCGUGUCUAUAAAGCUAACCAAAGUAUCAGAAAUAACAGGCAGAAGCGGCCAAAAUCUCAGGCAAAAGUAAUUCCUGAGCUGGUAGGUUCCCCCACAGCGUCUACCUCAAGCCGGGCAGCGUACUCUGCAAAUCACGGGACAGAUGCCUCUUCAGGCGUUGCUUCCGACUCGUCAGACUCCGUCGGGUCCUCUGAAAGAGUGAGAAGAAGUCGACCUGCCCCGCUGACAAAUGGGUCUCUGUUGUCAGCAUCCGAAAGUUCGGAGGAAAGCCCCGAGGGCGCGCGGGCCUGCGAGUCCUCUAGGAGCAGCCGCCUCCGGAUGACCAGAACCCGAGCCGCCCAGAGGACCUCGGGGAGGAGACCCGGGGGUCAAGUUUGUCUAGAAAAUGGUUGUGGCCGAAAAGCCACUCGGAAGCGUGUCUACUUGAGUGACUCCGACACCAACUCCCUGGAGCCGGGCGAGCGUCUGAAGAGCAGGGCCGGGAGCAGCCGCAAGGUGCUGCGCAGGUGCGCGGCUGUGGCCGCCAACAAGAUCAAGCUCAUGAGCGACGUGGAGGAGAAUUCCAGCUCCGAGAGCCCAUGCUCCGGCCGCAGGGUACCGCCCCGCAACGCCUCUGCCGUCGCCCGCAAGAAGCUCCUGCACAACUCGGAGGAUGACCAGAGCCUCAAGUCGGAAGGGGACGAGGAGGAGCGCCAAGGCGAGAAGCCCCUGUCGCCUGCGCCGCACACCGCGAACGGCCUGGACAGCGCGGAUUCUGAAUCGGACGGCGACGUGCAGGCGGCCCGGAAACCGUGGCACGCCAACGGGGCCCGGCCCCACCCACCCGCCGCCUCGAAGGCCAAGUUCCUGAAGAUAGAGUCUUCCGAGGAAGACGACAGAAGUCACGACUCGGAUCGUGGGCCUGACAGAACUGCGGGCCCGUCCACGUCUGGACAGACACACAAGUCGGAGAGUGUCUCGGAGGAAGAGGAUGAAGCAGAUUCUGACCUGGGGAAGGAUGCGGAGCCGAUGCACACUGCGAGCCGAAAGAACGCGGCUUUUCUUAAAAAAGCCAAGAUUUUCAGCGACUCUGAGGACUCUGAAUCUGAAAAACAGGACGAGGGAGGCAGCGAGCGGCCAGGCCAGGGUGGGAGCCCCGCCACGGGCCCCGAGACGAGUGAGCCCGCUGUGGGCGCCCAGCCCUGUGCCCAGCCGUCUGAGGCCGACUCGGAGUCUGAUGGCAGCAAGGCCAGAGGCAGGGCCAGCACCUCGAUGAAAGAUUCUCCUCUACAAGAGCUCAGUCAGCGGCGCAAAGUUUCCAGGAAAAGGGUCUGUUCCAGUGACUCCGACGGUAACUCAAAGGAGGUGAAAAAGUCAUCCCGAGCCAGAGGUGGUCUCCUGAGGAGUCCCCGGAGAUGUGCGGCGAACGCUGCCAGUAAGAUCAAGCUCAGGAGCACCGUGCAGGUGAGCGCAGACAGUGUCUGUACGAGGAGCAAGACCGGAAGGAGGAAGCCGCUCCAGUUAGCCUCUGCCACAGCCGAGAAGGGAGCGAGUGACUCCGAGGGAGAGGGCUGCUGCGAUGUGCCAAACGAGAAGCGUGCCAGCAGAGGGAGGCGGCCUGACACCGACAGCGCCCACAGCCCACCUCCGGCCGUGGAUGCAGACUCAGACUCCGAAGGGGCGUGCAGUUCCCUGCCUGGGAACAGGCGCGCCAGUGGCCACAAGGCUACUGUUGCACCUUCUAAAACUAAGAGUUCCUUCGUUGGGUCUUCCGAGGAAGAGUCCAAAAGCCAUAUGCCGGAGGAUGAGGUGAGCGGGGCUUCGGAGGCGGCCUUGGCCGAGAAAGCGCUGGCCGAGAACAACUUUGAAGAGGAGCUGAAUUACGGACUGCGCAGGUGGAACGGCCGGAGACUCAGGACCUACGGGAAGGCUCCCUUCAGCAAGGCCGAGGGCAGGUCGGCAUCCCCGGAGCCUGCCGGCAUGGAGGUGAGGAGGAAGAGAGCGCACCCAGGCUCCGGAAACGCCCACCCCUCCGAAGCAGCGGAGAGUCCCCAGGGCGGGCCCGCGCCUCCGCCCCCGUCCGAGUCAGAGCUGGGAUCUGGGACCGAGUCGGAGGCUGACUGCACUGUGGACACAAAAACCAAAAAGAGGAAAACGAAAGGAAAAGCUAGAGGAGUCCCGAAGGGCCGAUCCCCUCCAGCGGCCGCGGUGCGAACUGGGCGGCCGCAGAGACAGAGCAAACGCCCCAGGUUCAGCGUGGACGACGACUGGGAGGAUCUGGACUCGACAAAGUCCCAGAGAGUUCUGCGACGUUCCAAGAUCAAGACGAGAAAUCAGGGUAGAAGGACUGUGAGGUACCACGACGGCGAUGACGAGAGGAGCCUGGAGAACGUGGUGGAGCUUGACGAUUGCACCUUAUGACCCGCGGGGACCGGUUCCUGGAGAGGGAUGGACUGGGCCCACAGGAGAGCUGGCUGUCGGAAUGAUUUUUGUCCUACAAUUCAGGGAAUAUAUUUAUAUUUUUCUAUGAAAAGUUAUGAAUGUGACUAAAUCAUGACUGUUAUUUUUAUUUGCACUUGCUUGCCUUGUAGCAGCAUUCAGCACAGGUGCCAAAAUCCGCUUCAUUGUGGGGGCAGCCGCGACCUGACAGUAUUUGGUGACCUCUCACGCCGGUCAGAACCAUGGUCAGCACCAGGCGCCUGGGUGGCGGGGCUGGGCGGCCUUUCCUUGGUGAUAGCAAGUGUCAUGGCAGUUAUCCUGGGAAUUUGUCAAGAGGUGGUAGUUCCCUAACCCCCUGUCCUCUGCUAGUGUAACAAUUCUAUGUGACACAUGUUUACAGAUUCUUCAUGGCUAUUAUGUGUAUACUGACGUUACAAUCAUGGGAGGUGUAACCAUGAUCAGUAGGCGAGGUACCUAGCACUCCCCCCACCCCCGCCCCACCCCCGAUUAGAAAGCAUUAUACCAGAUUUGGUCUCAUUUUCAUUGAAAUGGUUUCAGUUUUCUUUGCAAAUGCUGUUCGUUCUCUCUCUCUCUCUCUCUCUCUCUCUCUCUCUCUCUCUCUGGAAAAUAUCAUCACUUUUAUUUUAUAAACUUGAAUUUAUAAAGUGCUGGUAAAUUAUUUUUUAAAAAUGUUUUUUGAUUGUACAUUUUAAACCUUUAAGGCCAGACCAUAGCCUAGCAUUUUCUUUGAAUUGUGCACUAACAAAAUGCUAUUGUCUUUCCAAGAUCUCCUGGUUUCCAUGUAAGGGGUUUAACCAAAAUCUUGGUCUUCCAUAGUCUUACUCUGUGAAAUAGAGGAGUUUGUGUGCCUUAGGUGUAGGAAAAGUGUGUUCUUGAAUAGAGUGUACAGGGCUGAAGAGUAUUUAAGUUCUAUGUCGUUCCCCCCAUUUUCCGUGGAGGUUGUGGAGUGGAGUUUGUCCAUAGUGCAAUCCCAGUCUCACCGAGGUGAGACAUUGUUGGCCGUCAUCCUCCACCUUCAUGCUGUCGCUUUCUGCUGCUGCAUGCAAGCCCAAGCACCCUCUGUUGGCCAGGGCAAAGGAGGAGAUUUCUGUUAGUGACCUCUGACCUAAGUGGAAGGAAUGGUCACGUCUUGCGGGAAAAUCAUUCUGGGAUCCAUUUAAAGUGAAACUUGCAUCGCAUCAUCCCAUAGCCUAGUCCCACUUACUUUCGAGCCAAAUGUUUUGUACUUGAUCCGAGCUACUCCGAACAGUGUAGGGGACCGUCCCUAGCAUCCCUGUGCCUGAAGGUGGUCUUGCUCCGAUGGUUUACAUGUUUGCUCGGGAAAGGGGGAUGUCCCGGUACUCCCGC